Drosophila teissieri is the source of this 4051-nucleotide messenger RNA. RefSeq names its product CD109 antigen (gene Tep1). The transcript is spliced from 9 exons. Bases 1 to 4011 code for a protein of 1336 amino acids. Gene Ontology annotation, molecular function: endopeptidase inhibitor activity. The record is from RefSeq and is a predicted model, not a curated record. Gene Ontology annotation, cellular component: extracellular region. Lineage: Eukaryota; Metazoa; Arthropoda; Insecta; Diptera; Drosophilidae.
AUGAACCUGUACUCCGUUGUGGCACCCAAAACCUUACGAUCUAACAGCGCAUAUAAUGUUGUAGUUGCCGUCCACAAUGCACCUCUACCUACUGAAGUUUCAGUCAGCCUGACCGGACCUUCAUUUCAUUCGACGAAGAAUGUUGAGGUUCAAUCCACGUCCUCGAAAACUGUUAGUUUUGACAUUCCGAAACUAACCGAAGGCCAAUACGAGCUCAAAGUCCUGGGUAGUGGCGGCCUCGAAUUCCGGGACUCCACCAAGUUGGACUUCGCAACCGACAAGAAUUGGAUAUACAUUCAAUCGGACAAGGCCACCUAUAAACCCGGCGAUAAGAUCCAGUUUAGAGUACUCCUCCUAGACAAACACACCCGACCAGCCGUAAUCGAUAAGCCCAUUGCAAUUAAGAUCCGCGAUGGAGCCAAAAAUCUGAUAAAGCACUGGAAGGAUAUCAAGCCGACAAAGGGUGUCUAUUCCGGAGAGCUCCAGCUGUCCGACCGCCCGGUUCUAGGCAACUGGACUAUAACCGUCACGGUGCCAGACGAGGGCAAGGAGACGAAAAUUAUAGUGGUGGACAAGUAUGUGGUGCCGAAGUUCGAGGUGCUCGUAUCAACCGCCAAGGAUGUCGCGGCUAGUGCUGGGUACAUUAGGGCAACGAUAGAAGCCAGGUACACUUUCAGGAAGCCAGUUAAGGGCCACGUCGUCGUUUCGAUCGAGGGCAGCUCGGCCGAGAAAAGCCUGCCCAUUGAUGGAGAGGUGAAUGUGGAGUUUCCCAUUUCAGCGACCGCCAAGAGUUUUUUGAAAAUAACUGCCAUUGUUACCGAGGAGCUGACGGACCUCAAACACAACGGUACUGCCUACGUGACCCUCCACCAACAUCCUCACAAGCUGGUGGAUCUGUUUUGGCCAACGCAUUAUAGGCCAGGUGUAAUGUAUGAUUUUCAGACUGUGGUUAAAAACUUGGACGGUUCUCCUGUCUUGGACUCUUCUAAGAUGGUUAACUUCAACGUGAAGUGCUGUCAGCGUUCUAGAAAUUUCUCAGCUUCCCUUCAAAAUAGCAUUGCCACCCAGCAUAUAAUGCUCCCAGAUUCAACGUGCAAAAGUUGUCUUGUGACGAGUACAUUUGACACUGCAGCUAAUUUAGAACGAUACAUAUAUAAGCUCGAUAAGACACUCAUGAUUGCAGUCAUUACCAAGAAUCCGCAACUAAGGAAGGAGCUUAAAAUCAAUAUUGUAUCGGAUACCUAUUUUCCUUACUUUAUUGUCACUAUCGUCGCACGGGGCAACAUAGUUCGGAGUGAAUAUGUAAAGAUGAAUGAAACACAAAGGAGUAAAGAAUAUAAGUUCGAACCAACCUUUGAAAUGGUGCCUCAAGCUACGAUAUUUGUCCAUUACAUUUCCAAUGGGGUUUUGAUGUCUGACGAAAAAACUGUCGAUAUCGAGAAGGACUUUGGAAACACGAUUGAAAUAUCAACAACUAAGGAAGCAAGGCCCAGGGAUGAAGUCAGCCUAAAGGUGAAAACCGAUCCCCAUUCCUUCGUCGGUCUCCUUGGAGUGGACGAGAGUGUGCUGCUUUUAAGGUCAGGAAACGACCUGAACCGUGAUCAUAUAUUGAACAACCUCGCCACGUACUCCUCCGAUUUGGUGACCCUAACAAACGCGAAUAUAAAUAUCUACAAGAACGCGGGUGGCUGUUAUACCAAUGUUGGCCAAACGAAUUGUACUGGUAACCUCAUAAGUCUUACGGUGUUUGGAAAAGAUGAAUCAGCAAUGAACUUAGGUCUUGUGCCCACUGACGGCUCAACCAAGGCACAAGGUUCACUUCCACCAGUUCGUAAGCUCUUCCCAGAAAGCUGGCUAUUUUCAAAUAUAACAGACGUGGGGGCCAACGGUGAAUACAUCAUUAAAAAGACAGUUCCCGAUACGAUAACCUCCUGGGUGAUCACCGGCUUCUCCCUCAGUCCUCAAUCUGGCCUUGCCGUGACCAGGGAUCCUAACAGAAUUCGUGUGUUUCAACCGUUCUUUUUAACCACCAACUUGCCGUACUCUGUGAAGCGCGGUGAAGUGAUUGCCAUUCCCGUGGUCGUAUUUAACUACUUGGGAAGGGGUGUGGAGGCGAGAGUAUCAAUGGAUAACUCUGAGGGCCAGUACGAAUUUCUUGAGACCACCACCGCUAAUGUGUCCCAGCAUUUGAUGGGAGUACAAAGGGAAAAAAGAUUAUGGAUACCCGCGAAUACCGGACGUAGCAUAUCGUUCAUGAUCCGCCCGAAGAAAGUUGGUCUAACCACUCUAAAGAUCACCGCUAUCUCUCCAUUUGCCGGUGACAGACUCAAUCAAAUACUGAAAGUGGAGGCCGAUGGCGUAACAAAGUACGUCAACAAAGCCGUAUUAAUAAACGUUCAAAGGUUGACGCGACGUAGUCUGGCACCGCCGGAAAAAUCACUUUUCGUGGAAGAAGUCAUAGAUGCUAUUGAGGGUUCCACGUUCUUCGAAAUUCAGGUGGGUGGAGAUAGCCAAGCGCCUCAAUUGGAACAUCUCGACGGGCUUGUUCGCGCGCCCUAUGGAUGUGGCGAACAGAACAUGUUCAACUUUGUACCCAGUAUCUUGGCGUUAAGCUAUUUGGAAGCAAGUAAUCGCAAUGAUCAAGCGAAUGUAGCAAAUAGCGCUAAGAGUUAUAUCGAAACUGGUUACCAAAGAGAACUCACCUACAAACGUUCCGAUGGUUCCUUCAGCGCUUGGGGCCAAAGUGAUCCUUCAGGCAGCACUUGGCUUACUGCAUAUGUGAUACGGUCUUUUCAUCAGGCUGCCAAGUACAUCGACAUUGACCGCAAGGUGUUGGCAGCUGGACUUGAUUUCCUCGUGUCUCGGCAGGGUGCAAACGGGGAGUUUAAAGAAUUAGGCAGGGUUAUACACAAUAGUCAUGGAAGUCCGUUGGCACUUACAUCAUUUGUCCUGCUGACUUUCUUCGAAAACAAGGAAUAUCAAGCUAAGUAUCAGCAUGCGAUCGAUGGGGCUGUGGAAUUUGUGGCUGGGCAGGUGGAUCAAUCAAGUAAUCCGUAUGAUCUGGCCAUUGCCGCCCUGGCCCUGACAUUAGCAAAAAACCCUAAAGGCAAUAGGGCCUUGGCCAAGUUGGAAAAAAUGGCCAAUCGGGCUGGCGACCACAAGUGGUGGACCGGUUCAGAUAGGAGCCACGAUGUGGAGAUCACCUCAUAUGUGCUACUCGCCCUUCUGGAGCAAGAUGUGAUGGAUCCCCCCAAACCGAUUGUCGAUUGGCUGAUAAGCAAGCGCAACAGCAACGGAGGUUUCGUCUCUUCCCAGGACACUGUUGUCGGUAUUAUGGCCUUAACCAAGUUUGAACUCCAAUCACAUAUUUCGACCGAAGACAUUGACCUUAUACUUAUGCCUUCAAACGAAACCAGAACACAUAUAAAGGUAACUAAAGAAAAUGCUUUGAAAGUCCAGACCCACCCGCUUCCUGAAAACACUACCAAGGUGUCGUUCGAGGCCACAGGGCGCGGGCGUGCACUAGUUCAGCUGACUUACCGAUACAAUGUGGCCACCAAGGAGGCGAGUCCGAGCUUUAAAUUAACGACUAUGGCUAAGAAAUCCGGUAAGCACCGACUGGUCCUCGACAUUUGCGGCGUGUACACUCCCAUCGCAGCCUCCGCAAGGAAUAAGCCCACCAAUAUGGCUUUGAUGCAGGUGCAGCUACCAUCUGGUUAUGUUUGCGAUACCGAUUCCUUCGCCGAUAUCAAAGCCAUUUCAGACGUAAAAAAUGUGGAGACCAAAAAGGAAGGCACCGAGGUUCAUAUCUAUUUCGAAAAGCUGUCGCCUGGUGACCGCAAGUGCCUGGUCCUGAAGGCCAUAUACACCCAUGCGGUGGCCAAUCUGAAACCAACUUGGGUUCGACUCUACGAUUACUAUGCCACCGAACGCAUGGCCACCGAAUUCUAUCACGUGGACUCUUCUCUGUGUGACAUUUGCCACGGCGACGAGUGCGGAAGUGAGUGCUAGAGUGCUUGAAUACCAUAAAUGCACUAAUUCAAAAAAAAAU